AUGUCGCUUCCAACUCUCGAGGGGAAGAUCAACUGGGCAGCAAUCUCAGCUGAGGAAGAGGACUCAUUCGUGCCAGACGUAUGUGAAGUGACAUAUGCGGAAGCUGCUGAAGGUGUAUCUAAACUCACAGCGAAGAUUGGGAAAAUUAUGGAGAGUGAAUCGAGUCGUCCUCCUGGUUUCGGAUUUCUGAUGGACGGCCAAGGUUUGAUUUUACCGGAGGACUCGAAAACGAUUCAGUCUGUGAUGGCUUCGGACGAAUUCACCACCAAGGACGUUGCUAUGAAGACUCUAGUCGUGAAGCAAGGGGCUAGCAGGGCGAGGACGCUUUUGAAGCUGACCCGAGACCUUUCGGAUGAACGAGAUGUAACUCGACCGCGGCGGUCUGUCCCCAAAGGUGGCUUUAAGGCGCAACUUAUGCAUCAUGCUGUAGCAGCAACUAAAUUGGUUGGUCAAGAUGAGCUCAGCAACGAUGAGGAGAAUCCAAAGAGCCAGAUUUCGGUAGUAGGAGCCAACUUCUUCGACACGCUAGCUGCCCGAGUGGUGUCUCUAUCGGCGAGUUUAACCAUAGCUGAAAUCGGCGUUCUGUUGGCGGCGUUUUCGAAGGUUGGAGUGUAUCAUGAUUAUAUGUGCAUCAACCCGGCAGUGCUGAAAGGUCUGCCGUGGAUGUCUGCGAGUGAGAGCAUCAUCAUAGGGGCAUUUUAUACGAAAUUAGCGGAGAAGUUCGAGCUGAUCGAUGAAGAAAGGCAGAUUCUGUCGCAUUGUUUGGGUGAGUAUCUUAUUGGGCCUACUUUGAAUCUUUGA
Molecule: messenger RNA, 801 nt
Organism: Perkinsus marinus ATCC 50983
Lineage: Eukaryota; Perkinsozoa; Perkinsida; Perkinsidae
Exons: 7
Coding region: 1-801 (266 amino acids)
Source: RefSeq, a predicted model, not a curated record